Molecule: messenger RNA, 3115 nt
Organism: Phyllopteryx taeniolatus (common seadragon)
Lineage: Eukaryota; Metazoa; Chordata; Actinopteri; Syngnathiformes; Syngnathidae
Gene: map7d1a
Product: MAP7 domain containing 1a
Exons: 19
Coding region: 219-2528 (769 amino acids)
Biological process (GO): microtubule cytoskeleton organization
Cellular component (GO): microtubule cytoskeleton
Source: RefSeq, a predicted model, not a curated record
CCCCCCAUAAAAAAAAAGAAAAAAUUUUUUCCACAUCAUUUAUUCACACCCACCGGUAUCUCUUAAUACUUCCAGUCUGGGUUUCGUUCUAUUAUUGGUCAAUUUCCCACUCGGUGUGAGGAGCUCCGGAACACCGCCGUCAAGUGGCUCGAAGUUCCCCCGCCCCGUCCUGCGUGAGGGAUGAGCGGACUGCCAGGCAGCAAGGAGCCGGUGCUUGGAUGAACACGACGACACACAGCGAGGGUGUCGUUACCGCCGUCGAAAUGGAGCAAAUUAACGUAACAGCAGAGACAUCUCCACAUAAAGCACUGAACAGGAAGACAACGAGGCCCGAUCCAGAAGGGGAGAGCAGUCCCCAGAAACCCACCGACAGAAUGGCGUUGCCAGCUUGGAAACUGAACACCCCGACCAAAGCUGACGUGAUCCCACGAACUUAUAGCUCCCCGGCGUCACCUGGCCCGCGGCCCAAAAGAGACAUGGUGAAGUCGGAGGAGAGGCAGCAGCUGGCCAAGGAGAGGCGAGAGGAAAAAGCCAAAUAUCUCGAAGAGCUCAGCAAGCUUCAAGCAGCGAAGAAGAGCCAGUGGCUGGAGAAAGAGGAAAGGGCGCGACAGCUAAGGGAGCAGCAGCUGGAGGAGCGGCGCAGGAGACUGGAAGAACAACGUGUCCUGGCAGAGAAACGCCGCGCCGCCCUGGAGGAGCGGCAAAAGCAGAAGCUGGAGAAGAACAAAGAACGCUAUGAGGCAGCCAUCCACCGCUCCGCCAAGAAGACUUGGGCAGAAAUCCGCCAACAACGAUGGUCAUGGGCUGGCAACCAGAAUGCCAACCAGAAGGAGAGCAGAUGCUCUCUCUCCACCAUCAACCUGCCCAAACACAUGGACUCGGUCAUAAACAAGCGACUCUCCAAGUCCUCGGCCACGCUGUGGAACUCCCCCAGCAGAACCCGUAACGUUGCACUGAGCCCAUGGGAGAGCAGCAUUGUGGACCGUCUAAUGACGCCCACCUUGUCUUUCCUGGCUCGGAGCCGCAGCGUCGCCAGCGUGCUUGCCAACGGAAAAGAUGGACAGUCACCGCUGUGCCCCCGCUCGUCUUCCGCCAGCCCCCUGACGAUGUGUGCACACCAGCUCCAUCACCGCUGCUCCGAUCGCUGGAGGGUGACAUCUAGCACGCCCGACAUCACCCAGCGCCAGCACAGACGGAGCUCCACACCUAUGGACAGAACCAAAAAGGAGAAGAAAGACAAGGAGCGGGAGAACGAGAAAGAGAAAAACGCCCUGACAAAGGAGAGGUUCCUCAAGAAGAAGCAAUCGCUUCCCAGCAUGAGACACAGAACAGACCUGAGUCCUAUUUCGCUAUCAAGACCGCGGCCUUUGUCGCCGGCCAUGGCCAAGGGCAGGACUGCCUCGCCGAGCCCCGCCGCCUCCCCGAAGCCUACCUCCACGGAAAGCAGCCCAUCGACCACUAAGGGACGGCCCAGCAGGGCGAGGACUCCCGCCAGGGUGGACCACCGCAUGUCAUCCCCCAUCCCGUUGGAAAGAGUGAGAGAACAUCGCAGGUCGGCCACCCCUGAGAACAAUAGUCGACGUUCUCCUGUGGUUCCUCUCAUCAGACACCCGGUGGCACACUCUUCCAACAUCUCGGCCUCGCAGUCACCCGAGCCACAUGUCAAGGACGUUCCCUCUGUGCCCUCGCCCUCCCCGUCCUCCAAGCCCAUGGCGGGCACCAACGACCCUGAAGAGGCGGCGCGCAUCCUGGCGGAGAAACGGCGGCAGGCUCGCGAACAACGUGAGAGGGAGGAGGAGGAGCGGCGCGAGCAGGAGGAGAAGGACAGGAUCCUGAGAGAGGAGCGACAGGCGAGAGAAGCGGAGGAGAGGCGUCGGCGCGAGGAGGAGGUGCGCACCAUGACCGAGGAACAGCAGAGGAGGGAUGAGGAGCAGCGGCUGAGGGAGGAGGAGGAGGCCAAGGAGAGAGCCGUGGCCGAACAGGAGGAGAACAUUCGCCUACAAAAGCAGAAAGAAGAAGCCGAGGCAAAAGCCCGCGAGGAGGCGGAGAAGCAGCGUCUGGAGAGGGAAAAGCACUUCCAGAAGGAGGAGCAGGAGAGGCUGGAGAGGAAAAAGCGCCUCGAAGAGAUCAUGAAGAGGACACGCAAAUCAGACACAAGUGACAAGAAGGAGAUAAAAUCAGCGCCACUGCCCCUUCAAGUGAGCGAGAAAGAGGUGGAACGCAGCAAAGAAUGUAAGGUCAACCUGGACAACAACAACCAGACGGAAAACGGACACAGCAGACAGCGCCCUGCGGGCCAAACUCAUCUCAGCGGCGUCGAGCUGGGCCGAUGCGAGCGCAACGGUCUGUCGGCCAAUGUGGACGCGGCGCACCUGGUGGAGGACAUCAUCAUCAAUGCCGCCAACGGAGCACGAGGACGCUCUGAGGGCAGCGGGACCGCCGCCGACAUUCUGGCCUUCGAUGGAGACGAAGCGUUCGUGAAGAAAGCACCGCCGCUUAAGACGCAGCACGUCGCAGAAGUGCUGUGAUCGUGCAUUUCGCUGUUAUUUUCCACCUUUGGAGGUAGUAGGAGGAGCGGGGACGACGUCUGAAAAGGGAUGUGAAGAUCCCGUGCACCUCAUUCCCAGAUGGCAUCACAACACAAACACACAUUGUUAACUCUUAUUUAACUGGAGGGAAAUCUUAGUUUUUUUUUGUGUGUAAAUAAAUGAGGGAAGCAACUUUGUUAAGUAAACAUGCCGACUGUUCAUAUGAUUGAUUAGAAGCAGUAAUGAUAAUAAUAACUCACAGCUUCAAUAAAAUGGAAGUCACAUAUCUCUAAAGCGCCAAUUCAUAUUAAUAGAGAUUUAUUCUCCUAUUUAAAAGCUAAAAUAUGUUUUUUGUUUUAAAUAAUUACAAAUGAGCAUGACUCAAGUCUUUGCUCAUUUGCUUUGGGACUGAUCUGUGUAUGUGUGGGCGUGUGUGCAUACACGCAAUACAUAUAUUUUGAUGUGCUCUGUAAGCUCCAGAAGGGAGUAUUUCAACAAGUCUAAGGAAAGACAAAGCUGUUUAGUCUGUUCGUUUUUUUUUUCUUAAUUAGGAGUACAAUAAAAAUAAAAAGAAGUAAAAAUGCUCA